This is a messenger RNA of Ogataea polymorpha, 4338 nucleotides long. RefSeq lists its product as uncharacterized. The record is from RefSeq and is a predicted model, not a curated record. Gene Ontology annotation, cellular component: THO complex part of transcription export complex. The transcript has a single exon. Gene Ontology annotation, molecular function: mRNA binding. NCBI's taxonomy places the organism in Eukaryota, Fungi, Ascomycota, Pichiomycetes, Pichiales, Pichiaceae. Gene Ontology annotation, biological process: mRNA processing; mRNA export from nucleus. The coding region runs from base 1 to 4338 and encodes 1445 amino acids.
AUGACUGAGGAAACUCCCAAAGUCGAGAAUGCUUCUGCGUACCAAUACACGUGGAAAUUUCUUGACGAGCAAGCGGUCUCCAAUUGGAAACAGACUGUUGAGAGCCUGACGUCGCGAAUCGUUCAAAAGGAUAUUUCGCCGAGCGAAGUAUUCUACGAGAUUGUUACUUGUCUGAACGACUUCAGCUCAAGAAUCCCCAUCAACAACCUGACAAAUCUUGUGAAUACAAUCAUUUCCACAAUCCCAAACGUGAAAGAGCGACAGGAGCUAUCGGUGCAAUUCUUGCUGAUCUUCCAGGCUAGCAAUCCCAAACCUCAUCUCAACGCAUUCAUUCAAGCUGUCAAGAUCGACAACCAGUUCAAAAGACAGUAUCUAGACUUUUCAAUUCUUAAAAAUGGACUGUUCCCCGAUUUCAAUAAAUGCUACUUCAGUGAUGCCAGAGUGAAUGACUAUGGCGUAGUCACGUACUCCUCGCUUCACGAGUCAAGCGAAGGUUACUCAAAACUGGCUGUUGAACUCAUCGGCAUGUUUUAUCAGGAAGAUGCGCUUUGCAAGAUCACCUAUUUCAGCCGCAUCAUUGAGCGCCUGAUCGGCCAUUUUAGACUAGAUAUCACUAGAUCGUUUCUGCUGAUGCUGAGUAUAUUUGCGUUUUACCUUGACGAAAACGAAGAACUGGUCUUGCAAGUCAUAAAGAACAGCAUAUUCACGUCCCAGCAGUCGAAGACGUUGCAGUUGGUGGUGGUAUCAUUUCUGUUGAAUGCGGAUACAAAAGAGAAGGUUCCGUUGGAACUGAAACUGAUUACUUUUUUGAUAAAGGAAGGCAUUCUUGAAUUCCAUUCAAUCUACAAUUCUUUACAACCUUUGGAUUUCGAGUCUGAUGCCAAUUUUGCUCUCAAGCCAAUAAAAAAUACAGAAAUUGAUAAUCUAUACGCUCAGUAUAACGAAGAACUGAAGGAGAAUGCUUUCAAAGCUACUGCUUCUGCUCUUGCCCUGGCAGCUCCACUGGUUUUGGACGAUGAUGAUGAUGACAUGGGUGAGUCGUCGAAGACAAGCAGGGCUGAAGAGCCCCCUGUUCCUAUUGAAAGAAAGGUCACAGUCAAGGAGAAGUCGCAAUACAUUGCCAAGAUCAAAUUCCUGAAAUACAUCCUGCAGUUGAAAAUGUACGACGAAGCGCUGUUCAUUUUGGUCCAACACCCGUUUUUGCCUCUGAUAGAUGAAGAAGUUUGCAAACUAGUGAAUGACCUCGCGAACGAAAUUAUAACCCCAUACUAUAACACAAUUGGUAUCACAGGAAUAGGAAAGCCAAGCCUGGACACUUCCUUGAGACUGGUGGAGUCUUUUGAGGAUCUUGUCAAAUUUUGCCAUCAGUUCCUCUGUUUCAACGGCGUGAAGGUGGCCAGGGAUCCGGUUUUAUUCACGAAGCUAGUCCGACUUUUGCGAUAUCGGCUACAGAACGGAGCAGAUCGUGACCAGAUAUUGCAGCUUUACCGCAAGUUCAUCUUCCCGUCACUUUCAUUCGCCAAUAAUGCUUCCGUUGUGAAUGAAGCCUUUUCAAUAUUGCUUGACUUCUACCCGCUGGAAACCCGUUACAAUCUAUACGGCGAGUAUCAGAAUGUGAUUGCCAAGAACGAUCUGGAAAUCAAGCAGAAUUUUGAUAUUGCAGAAAAGAAAACAAAGGAUAUCCUCAAAAGACUCUCCACAGCAAAUGGAGAAGCCCUAAUGCGGCAAUUGACCAGGACGGCCUUUGGUAACCCGUUGGCAGUAACUUCGACAUUUGUUAAUCAUAUUGAAAGUUAUAGCAGCUUGAGUGAUUUAAUUGUGGAAGCAUCAAAAUAUUUCGGUGCUUUUGUCUGGGAUUCCCUCACUUUUCAGCUUUGCAACAAGCUCAAUUCAAACAGGCAGGCGAUGCAAGAAGACGGACUAAAUUACAUGCAAUGGAUUCAAAACUUAUCGUCCUUUGUCGGUAAAUUGGCCACAUCUAGACCUGAACAGUUCCAACUCGGACCGAUCCUGACUCUUAUCACCAAAAGUCUCAACAAUGGAUCAACAGAUCUGAUCAUUCUGGUCAAUGAGAUUGUCGGAUCUAUGAGUGGUAUUCAGCACAUCAACAAUUUAACUUCCAGGCAAAUAUUCCUGCUCAACGCGGAAACAAGUCUUCAAAAGCUUGUUUACAUGGUGAUCCAAGACAAGAGAGCAGAUUCGUUUGCAAGCUCGCGGAAAUUAUUGGAUACUCUGGUAAGUUUAGACAUUCUAGCGGAGCUGUUCAUUCUUCUUGCCAAUCUCCCAGAUAAAACGGUCUACUCGCCACAAGCACCGCUUAAGAUCUUAAACCGUCGUUGUGACGAGCUCAACUCCUUAAUUCACACCUUCACGACAAUGGUCGACGAGAAUCUCUCGACAAGUAUUUUUAAGGAGAAAAUGAUAUCCUUGGACACUCUUAUCAAACAGUUUCGCGUUCGUCCUGUUUGGGCUUUUCAGAUCUGGAGACGGCAUCUGAGCAGACAGCUGAAAGCAAAUCCGGACUACAUCGAUGAGCUCGAAGCUACUUUAUGUGCCGUGUUGCCACUUGACUGGGACGCCGUGAGCGCCAGCUUUUACGCCGACUUCUGGCUAUUAUCGCUCUACGAUAUCUGCUAUGAAAAAAUCUCUUAUGGAGAGGAGUUAGCAAGCAUCAAAUCGAAAAUAAGCAUGCUGAACAAAAAGCUGGCUCUGUCUCGCAAGGAUAAAGAUAUUCCAAAGAAAGAAUUGCAAAGACUUGAACAUGAACUUGGUCAACUGCAUCAAAUCUCGACCCGUGUGAGACACGAUGCAAGAAAACACGAAAACAACUACCAGGCCACCAUUUCUCGUAUCAGGAAUAAGAAAGACCAAUGGUUUGAAGAUGUCUCAGACGAGGAAACGGUCUCCAAAAGUACCAAACAAAUCUUGGAGCACUGCUUUUUGCCAAGGAUGGUUCACUCUCCCUUCGAUGCAGUGUACUGUGCAGAGUUUUUGUUCCUUGCUCAUUCGUUAAACACUUCUGGGUUUUCGUUGGUUUAUGUUCUGAACGAGCUUUUCACGUGCAACUUCCUCCAGCCUACGCUGUUCACCAGCACCACCUUAGAAAUAGAGAACCUGGGCAUUUUUUAUCUACAUGUCUUGAAAGAACUCAACACAUGGAGGCAGGACGCCAAACUGUAUGAUAGCAAGGCGUUGGGAAAGGAAGGAGCCUCGGAUCCUUUGCUUGCGGGUUUGAAAGUGCCCGGUGGAGACCAUUUGCAAUUUGAAGAGUUUAGGAAGACACUUUUCAAUUGGCAUAAAUCGCUGGAGAAACGAAUUCUUGCAGCCUUGGAUUCCGAGCAGUAUACUACGCGGAACAAUGCGAUCAUCUUUUUGAAGAACCUUCUCGGAGAAUUUCCUGUUGUUGCAGAUCAUUCGGAGGUCCUUACUCGCAAACUGGCCGCCAUAUAUUCUUCAGACUCCAGGGAGGACAUCAAGUUGGCUUCUAAUGCGCUAUUUGUUCUGAUCUCGUCCAAAAAGGCCUCCUGUGUUCAAACCUGGGAGUUCUAUGAAAUGGAUCCCGAGGAAAAAGAGAAGCUGAUGAAAAAGAGAGAAGAACGGCUGGCCGCGGAGCGCGCCCGCAAGGCCGAGCUAGAAAAUCAGGAGAGAGAGAAAAGAGAGGCCGAACGCAAGGAACGUGAAAAAGCAACGCCAACUGCAAGACCGUAUGGACUAGUGGGCCUGGAGAAAAAAGUGAAGCAUGAAAAACAAGAACAGACACAAGAAAUGGUUGCGGACACAGAUGCUUCAACCAAGAAUGGUGGCACAGAGGACAAAAUGGAAGGUAUAGAGACCGAAAAAGAGCAGCUGGAGGAAAAGAAGCCGGCCGAAGAAAAACCAAACGAAACAGCUUCGGAGCCACCAAAAGAUACCGAACCGAAGAGUAAACCAUCUUCGAGGUCGCCUACCCCCGCCGUUCCACUGGAACCUCAAAGCACCACUAACAAAACUAGCACGCCUACCGGUCCGUCAAGCACAAGUUCGUCAGCGCUCCGGGCUCGUUUGGAAGAAGAGAAGCGGCUUCUUAUGCAGCGACAAGCGUCGACUACUGCCAGCUCUUCACCGUCGUCGUCGUCAGCGUCUCCAUUACCACCUCCGCCUCUUCCUCCUCCAUCGAACCCUCCUGGACGUGGCUACAAAGGCAGUCGCGACUAUCGACCUCGAGAAUUUUCGACACACAGACAACCGAACAAUAGCGGGAGACAACCUACGCCAGAACAUGAGCAUGAUCGAGCAUCCGGUCGUAAAAGACGGUAUGAUUCCCGAGCCCAUGAAAGGAAUAAGCGUCAGCACUACUAA